AUGGAAGACCCAAUCUUGUAUGAGGCUUCUGCGGAUAGCAAAAUUGCCUAUUUGACGUUGAAUCGGCCCAAACACCUCAACGCUAUUAAUGAGCAUAUGCCCUCCGCGAUACGCGCUGCAGUUCGGCGGGCAAACGGUGACCCCAAAGUCCGUUGUAUCGUGCUCAAAGGAGCUGGUCAAGGAUUUUGUGGUGGUUAUGACCUUGCCAUCUCCGCCCAAAACGCGACUCGCGGCCAGAGCCAGGGCAGCCAAGACGUCAAAGAUGGCUAUGACCCCUUAAUUGACUAUUCAUUCAUGAGAGAAUAUACUGCUUGUUUCUCGGAGCUUUUCCACAGCAUGAAGCCGACAAUAGCACAGAUUCAUGGCGCCGCGGUCGCAGGGGGAAGCGACAUUGCGCUAUGCUGCGACCUUGUGGUAAUGGCCGAAGAUGCUCGCAUAGGAUAUCCGCCAUCACGGGUCUGGGGGUGUCCAACAACCGCCAUGUGGACUGCACGAAUUGGUCUAGAAAAGGCCAAGCGCAUGUUAUUUACUGGUGACCUAAUCAGUGGAAAAGAAGCCGAGUCAAUGGGACUUGUCUUAAAGGCAGUACCCCAAUCAGACUUGGAAGAAACCGUCCGGUUGCUCACGGAUAGAAUCAAAACGGUGCCUAUCAACCAGAACUGGAUGCACAAGCAGGUGAUUAAUAGUUUUGCCGAAGGGCAAUUACAGCAGGCCCAGCGGUUAGCAACUAUCUUUGAUGGAAUCACACGAAAUUCACCAGAGGGUAUUGCAUUUCAGAGGCUGGCGCAGGACAAAGGUUUCAAAGCUGCAGUGACAGCUAGGGAUACGCCUGGCCGGACUGAAGAAUAUCGUACGAGAUGGAAAAGUGCCUUAUAG
Molecule: messenger RNA, 876 nt
Organism: Diaporthe amygdali
Lineage: Eukaryota; Fungi; Ascomycota; Sordariomycetes; Diaporthales; Diaporthaceae
Exons: 1
Coding region: 1-876 (291 amino acids)
Molecular function (GO): catalytic activity
Source: RefSeq, a predicted model, not a curated record